Messenger RNA from Orbicella faveolata, 1439 nucleotides. RefSeq lists its product as uncharacterized. Gene Ontology annotation, molecular function: G protein-coupled receptor activity. Gene Ontology annotation, biological process: G protein-coupled receptor signaling pathway. Lineage: Eukaryota; Metazoa; Cnidaria; Anthozoa; Scleractinia; Merulinidae. Gene Ontology annotation, cellular component: plasma membrane. The record is from RefSeq and is a predicted model, not a curated record.
AAAAAGGCAAAGAACACUUGUGCAAUUUAUGGAAACACUAGAAAAUUUUAACCAUGAAUCAUGAUUUCGAAAAAUCAUUGUGUCUAGGAAGUGGUAUAGCCUUUGCUUUUCUUUUACUUUUUAUCUCAGUUUCCAAUGGCUUUAUCAUGGUGGUGUUGUACAAAAAUCCUUUGCGCUGUUUCCGAAAAUCUUUCUCGAUGUUCCUGAUGUUUAUAACUGCAGUCGAUCUGUACAUUGGUACCGUGGUAUGCUCUGGAGAAGCAGUGAUGCGACUUCUAUGUACGUCAGGAGACGGUCAAAUUCCACAAGAAGGAGACGUCGUUACAAUACUGGGAUACUUUGGAAUUAACAGUUCCAUUCUCUUGGCGACUGCCAUGUCAGUUGACAGACUCAUUGCAAUUGUCUGGCCUCAUUUCUAUCGCCGCAAAAUCAGCCCAAGAAAUGUCGUGCUAUUCAACGCAGUCAUUUGUGUCUGCUCCUCGAUUUUUGCCUCACUUCAGUUUGCUGGAGUUGCAAUGGAUGUUUACCGUAUAAUAGAUGUUCAUUUGCAUACCACCUUUCCUCUUACGACAACUACUGUAGCCUACUUAGCGAUAUUUUUCUUUUUGAGAAAAAGAGGGCGAGUUGUAUUGCAAAAACAAACGAUAUCGGCCAGGAACUCAACGCUACGCGAUAUUCAACGAAUGAAAAAUGCACAAAUAGAGAGAAAGAUCGCCGCAACUUCUUUCCUCAUUUUACUUCUACUAACAGUUUCUCUUCUCCCGUAUUUUGUUAUAACUCUUCUUUAUGAGAAAUGCAAUGACUGUGACGAACGAAGAUGGUUUUUCGCGUUCAAAGAAUCGUCCAUAGUGUUCUUGUUUGUAAAUUCAACUGUGAAUCCUUUCUUGACAACUUUUCGUAUCAACGAACUGAAACACUCCGUAAAAAUUGUACUGGGAUUAAAUCGACGGAAUAAAGAUCAGGGAUGGAAACUGCCAACUACAAACUUUGGCACACUCAAUCCAUGAAAAUGAGUCAAUCAAGACCCAGUGCACUACCAACGAGUGUCACAUUGAAUAGUCAGCGGAGAGUGUUUCAUGUCGGCAACGACUAGAGGCUGCAACGGACGUCUACACCUUCGCUUAUGCGGAAAAAAAACAAAAACUGUCUUUUAGAUUCAGUUCGGCUUUUCUUUAUUAGCGACGUCUUCCAUAGAUGUAGUAGUGAUAAGUGUCUCUGGUGGACAAUGUCUCUUGAGCGUGGAGCAUCUCGUUUUCAACAUGAAUGCAUUUUAUUAAACACAUCCAACAUUUACAUGACCACAAUUUAAGUUCGCCAGGAGCCAGAGCUAACCGGAAGCUGAAAAAUUCGCCAGGUCCGGUUGCUAUGGGGUGAUGUCAUUUAUCUGUUAGGUUGCUGUCAUCGCAAGACUUUUGCGGUUCUAUUGUGGUUAGCGAUAA